AUGUUAAAGCGGAAGCGGGCCGUUCUCGUUAUAGACCCCGAGGAUCUAUCCGACGGUAGGUCUGAUUCGGAUUCGGUACACACCGACUCGUCAGGCCGGGAUUUUCGCUCACGCGACGGUGACGAGGCUGGCGGCACGUCAUCUCGCUACUUUUUUCAGCAAGAGCCUCAACGACGGAAGUGCGACGUUGACGUUUCGCGGGAAGCUGACGGCUGUGCGAAAUCAUACAGGGAUGUCCGUUUCGAGGAGAUUGGCAAUCGUUCGAACGUCAUCGCCAGGCCUAACGAGGACUCAAACGACAGGAAGAAGAGAAGUGGAGCGAUUAGCGCGAAUAAUGCGAGUGAAGCGAUUGAGCCAAUUAAAGUAGGAGGAAGGAAGGUACUGGCGGUCCAGUUGGCGGGAGGAGAAGACGCCACGCCGCCACAGGCGGAAAUGGACGACCUGGAUGCGAUCGCGGCGGACCUCCCUUGCGACACGCUUGCAGCCGUUCAUUUCCUUCGCGCCUCCUUCCCCACAUCACUCUCCAAGGUCGCGUCCUCUCUCCCUCCCUUCGCCCUGCUCUCCCAAAUCUACACCGUGGUACCGCACCGCACCACUGUGGACCGACAGCUCGAGAUGCUUCAGAGGAGUGGGUCGGUGCGCGUGAUUCGCCUUAUGUCAUCUCGAACCGACAUUGCUGUGCUGCUGUCUCAGGACUAUAACCAAGUGGUUGAGGCUGCCAAGCAACAGUUUUUUCGGCACACGUGCAGAAGUGCUGGUGGUGACUCGCCUCUUCCAGCACAGAAGGGUGCUAGCAGCAGCAGAAAGGGCAACAGCGGUGACGGCACCAAGUCCAGCAGCAGAGAGGGUAACAGCUAUGGCGGUACCAAGUCCAGCAGCAGAGAGGGUAACAGCAGUGACGGUACCAAGUUUAGCAGCAGAGAGGACAGGCAGGAGAAUGGCAAGCACAGGCGCAAUUGCGGUAGUGGUGGAACUGAGAGCAGCCAGGUGGCGGUGUUUGAUUGGUUCAAAGACCGGGUGCUUCCACAGUGUACGGAGCAUGGCAUAUCAAGGCAACAGCUGAAACACCUUCUAUCGAAUGCUGGCAAAUCAAGCAUCACAGACAGACACGUCUGCAUUCUUGUGCAAGCAGGGCUGCUGGUUGCACAGGUGGCACAUGUGGAUUCGUACUGGCUCUCGCUUCCUAAUAUUGGCUCAUUUACUCAGCAUCUUACCAAGGGGCGCUCUAAGAUCGUUGGGUUGUUACAGCGCAGCAGGUUUGGUGAGAUGUUAAAAUCAAAGCUGGAGGUCCAAAAGAAGCACAAAGAUGUCAUUCCUGUCUCCUUUAUACUUCGGGACCUUAUGGGCCAAGCCUGUGUCUUUGCGAAUCCGUCAUCGAGUCCAACUUUUGACUUUCAGUUCGCUGGUCCUUUGUUAUUCGUUCACCUGCCGUGCGUUAUCGAAUUGCCACGACAACAGCUGAGCAUCAUGGGAAUCCGUAAAGUGGCCGUCUUGGCCGCUCCGCUCCCCUUACUCUCCCUCCUCCUUGCCAUCCUCACCUCGCAAGCUUCGGCACGAGGCCUUCAACUGCGACACGACUGGUCCGCGAUGUUUAGAGGUUCGGCGAAACCAGUCGCACGCCAUCGCGACGACGAGCCGGACUGGGAGGGCCUUGUCAUUCCGCGACGAAUGUUACAACUCGCAACGACUUUGGCGACGGAAACGCCUGAACACAAAGCCGCGCGAAUGGCUGCGAAGAAGGCGCAGAAGGAGGAGCAGCAGAAGCGGCAUGCGGCCAUGCAGGCAGCGAGGGAUAAGAAGAAGGAAGAGCAGGAAGAGCGUAAAGAGGCGAAAGCUGCGAGGGAUGCAGCGAAAAAAUCCAAGUCGCCUUCGCCACCAAAACCACCCAAGUCGCCGAAGUCGCCGAACAAAUCGCCUCCCAAGAAAUCGCCAUCUCCCUCUCCUGUACCGCCUAAGAAGUCUCCGUCACCGUCUCCUCCGAAAUCUCCGAAACCGACAACACCCACUCCGUCCACGCCAAAGCCGACUACUCCGUCAACCCCGUCAACUCCGUCGACGCCGUCAAAGGGUUCCGUCAACCCUGCUGACGUGUCUGUCAUCGCGAAUCUCCAGGCGGCGGCAACUUUAACGGCGGACGCGGCCGACCUUCUGACGCCCAAAAACCAGUACUACGCGAAUCUGAAGAGCACCGAGCAGGCUCUUCAGAACGCGGUGAUACUAAUCAACCAGGGGCAGCGCGCGCUUGUGACGACGCAGAUUGACAACUCCGUCGCGACGCUUAACGGCGUGUCGGUGAUGCUUAACAAAGUGACGUACAAAGACGCGUUGGACCUUAUUAAUCAGGCGAAAACCAAGGCUACUACUGCCAAGACAGACUUCAAGCCGUGA
Molecule: messenger RNA, 2388 nt
Organism: Closterium sp. Yama58-4
Lineage: Eukaryota; Viridiplantae; Streptophyta; Zygnematophyceae; Desmidiales; Closteriaceae
Source: the annotation of a GenBank genome assembly